CGGACGCCUUCCCUCUCCUCGCCUCUCCCCUCCCCCCUCCCAUCCCCACCCCCUCGGCCGCUCUGCUCCCUGGCGUGACUCGGCACUGAGAGCCCCGGGAGAAGACGCCGCGGUCGCCACCUCCUCUGUCCAGGCCUCGGCCUUCCUGAGCCUCCCGCCUUCCUCUCCCGGGUCUUCUCUUUCAGUUUUGAAGCCGGUGGCGUCGCGGCCGCCCUGCCGGACUCUCUGAGAAUGGUGGGUGUGAAGCCGGUCGGGAGUGACCCGGAUUUCCAGCCGGAGCUGAGCGGCGCGGGCUCCAGACUCGCCGUGGUCAAGUUCACCAUGCGAGGGUGUGGACCGUGUUUAAGGAUUGCCCCAGCAUUCAGUUCUAUGAGUAAUAAGUAUCCACAAGCAGUUUUCUUGGAAGUAGAUGUACAUCAGUGUCAGGGAACAGCUGCCACCAACAAUAUAUCAGCAACACCUACAUUUCUGUUUUUUCGAAACAAAGUGAGAAUUGAUCAGUAUCAAGGAGCAGAUGCUGUGGGACUAGAGGAAAAAAUCAAGCAGCACUUAGAAAAUGACCCUGGAAGCAAUGAGGACACAGAUAUUCCAAAAGGCUAUAUGGAUUUAAUGCCUUUUAUUAACAAAGCUGGCUGUGAAUGUCUUAAUGAAAGUGACGAGCAUGGAUUUGACAACUGUUUACGAAAAGACAUGACCUUCUUGGAAUCUGAUUGUGAUGAACAGCUGCUUAUUACUGUGGCAUUCAAUCAGCCUGUAAAGCUUUAUUCAAUGAAAUUUCAAGGGCCAGAUAAUGGUCAGGGUCCUAAAUACGUAAAAAUUUUUAUCAAUCUACCCCGAUCGAUGGAUUUUGAAGAGGCAGAAAGAAGUGAACCAACUCAAGCUCUGGAACUAACAGAGGAUGAUAUUAAAGAAGAUGGUAUUGUCCCACUUCGUUAUGUUAAGUUUCAGAACGUUAACAGUGUAACGAUAUUUGUUCAGUCCAAUCAAGGUGAAGAAGAAACAACAAGAAUUUCGUAUUUUACUUUUAUUGGGACUCCAGUCCAGGCAACAAAUAUGAAUGACUUCAAACGACUUUUUUAAUCCAACUCAAAUGAACUAAAAACAGAAGAUUUUUAAAAAUGAAGUAAUAUAAAGAUUGACCUUAUCUCACUCUACUCCCCUCAUUGCUUCUCUGCUCAUCUAGCACCUGUCUGCUCUCACCCUUCCCAUGUUCUCACCAUUGUUGGGGCAAGAUUUCUACAGCUUCUAUCAUCUGGAUCAGCCUUCUUGUUACCUAGAUUUCCUCAAUCAUCUCUUUCUUCAGCUCUCAUUCUAGUCAUGUUUCUCAGUUGGCCUUUUGUUUUGUUUUGAUUUUUGUUCUGGGCUUGCAACUAGAUGCUUUAAUUUCAUUACCAUAUCAGGUUGCUCACUGAACUUUUUGUUAUUUUUUUUUUACUUUCUCCUGUAUCAUAUAUAAUUUUGUAUUACAUUUUGAGAAAUAAUAUUGCAGUAAAAUUUAUUGUUAUAAAUGUUUUUAGAUUUAACUAGUUGGAUAAUGUUUUAAUCUGAGUUAAAGUUUAAAUUUUAUUUUUUAGGAACCAUAGAAUCAUUUUGGAUAUCAAAUAUGAGCAGUUUCAUCUUUUAUAUCAGUACUAGUGUAAUAUAUUGAUUAGGCUGAAGUUGAGAGACAUGGGUUUUCUUUUCUCAUUGGAACUGUAGCUCCAAAAUCUUUUUGCUGGUUAAUCUUGGCGUGUCCUCUGCUCUGCCAACGCAAGUGAGUUCAAGGCCAGUUGAAAGACUUAUGGACUGAAUGUUAGGCUGGGUUAAAUAUUAACAUAGAAGAUCAAUGGACUCUUUACUGAAUAAAUAUUUUGAGACCUAAUUUUGAUGUACCAAAAUUUUUGUUUGAGGUGUAAUAUAUAAAGACUUAAAAAUGAAUAAAAGAGCUUUACUUUUGGGGUGAGAAACUCCAUAUUGGAAUGCUGAAUUUCUUCUUUU
This is a messenger RNA of Hippopotamus amphibius kiboko, 1977 nucleotides long. It is a transcript of the gene TXNL1, whose product is annotated as thioredoxin like 1. Lineage: Eukaryota; Metazoa; Chordata; Mammalia; Artiodactyla; Hippopotamidae. The record is from RefSeq and is a predicted model, not a curated record. The transcript is spliced from 8 exons. The coding region runs from base 232 to 1080 and encodes 282 amino acids.